Molecule: messenger RNA, 405 nt
Organism: Heterotrigona itama
Lineage: Eukaryota; Metazoa; Arthropoda; Insecta; Hymenoptera; Apidae
Source: the annotation of a GenBank genome assembly
AUGAUCGAUGGUCGUCCAUGUGUAUUGGGAUCAGCUUCCGCGGUUUAUCUUUUCAUUUCACCUUUAUAAGUGAUUUUCUGGUUUUGCGAUUAGAAAGACUCGAGCCUAGAUUUAAGUUUCAGUGGGCAUCGCGCCCGAAGAAAAGAAGAGGCCCGGCAAACUGCCAUAGAAGAGGGCUGCAACAAAUGGCUUAUCAUCCUCUGGAUGGGAAAUCCAUCUAAAGCAUGGGAAGCCAUUCUUGUUAUUAUUUUGUCACUAUGCUCGCUUUUAGAAUUUGUAGCAUGUAGUAGUAGUAGUAGUAUUUUUUUUUUUUGUGGCCGAUUUACCAUCAUAACAUUGGGCAAGUCCCAAGAGAAAUCUCAUCCCGAAGGACGGUAUCCUUGCUCUUUAUACCGGGAUUCUUAA